This is a messenger RNA of Erythranthe guttata (spotted monkey flower), 1273 nucleotides long. RefSeq names its product GEM-like protein 5. NCBI's taxonomy places the organism in Eukaryota, Viridiplantae, Streptophyta, Magnoliopsida, Lamiales, Phrymaceae. The record is from RefSeq and is a predicted model, not a curated record.
AAUAAAUUACACCUGCCUCCACUUUUAUAUAUACACUCUGAUUCUUGUAUUUUUUUUUUUUAUCAUCAAUUCAUCAUCGUGAUCAUGGCAAGCGCAAACGAAAAUCAGAAAGCAGCAAAAGAUCCAGAACAUCACGAACCCUCUGCGUCGGCGUCGGCGGCGGCGGCGGCACAACCACCGUCUGAGGAGGAGACUAAGAAAUGGGGCACCCACAUAAUGGGCGCACCGGCGGCUCCGACGGUUCACCCCGACAAUCAGCAAGCGGCGCUAUGGCAGGCACAAACCCCAGCCCAGCAGUAUUACCAGCAUCAACCUUACGUUGUCUAUUCCCCGGUCGAAAAGCCCGCCGACAACCCUUUUGAAUUCCUUGUCAAUACUUUCAAUUCCUGGAAUCACAGAGCUGAAGAUAUGGCCCGCAACGUAUGGCAUAACUUAAAAACAGGGCCGUCGGUAUCUGGAGCAGCAUGGGGUAAAGUAAAUUUGACAGCAAAGGCGAUAACAGAAGGUGGAUUCGAAUCCCUAUUCAGGCAGAUAUUUCCGUGUGAUGCAAACGAGAAGUUGAAGAAGACAUUCGCAUGUUAUCUUUCCACAACAACAGGCCCUGUCGCUGGUACACUCUAUCUAUCCACUGCUCGUUUGGCUUUCUGUAGCGACCGCCCCUUGUCUUUCAAUGCUCCCUCCGGCCAGGUGGCAUGGAGUUACUACAAGGUGGCAAUACCUUCGGGAAACAUAGAGAAUGUGAAUCCAGUUAUGAUGAGACAAAACCCACCGGAGAAUUACAUUCAUAUUAUUACAGUUGACGGUCACGAGUUUUGGUUCAUGGGAUUCGUCAAUUUUGAGAAAGCCUCUCACCAUUUGCUCGAUAGUGUGUCCGAUUUCAGGGCAACACUGAAUGUUCCCGCUACACCCCAUCAUUAGCUAAUAACAAGUGCUGCAUUUGCUUUCUGUUUUAGACGUUUCGAUACAUACAAUAGAUAGAUAUAUACAUGUAAGUGGGUUUAUUUGUAUGAUAUGCAUAUCAUGUGAGCAUCGAGUUGAUUAGUUUGAGCGUGGACGUUUACUAUGUUGUGUUGUAAAAAGUUGAUCUGUGGUUUCUGUUGUAAUAAAACAGUAGCAGUUUAUAUGUAAAACCUAGACUUGACCACAGUUCGGUUCGGUUCCGAGUGGCUGUGGCUCAGCCGUCGGUACGGAGAGUUUGGGUUGUUUCCCGAAUAAUGUAAAUUAUAUUAACUUGAUAGAUAGUUAAUGAGCAUUAUCAUGUUGAGGUUCCAAA